Molecule: messenger RNA, 407 nt
Organism: Xylona heveae TC161
Lineage: Eukaryota; Fungi; Ascomycota; Xylonomycetes; Xylonales; Xylonaceae
Exons: 1
Coding region: 73-291 (72 amino acids)
Source: RefSeq, a predicted model, not a curated record
AGCGCGGACUACCGGAGCGGUUCCCUCGUUCCGUAGAGCGCGCCCCACUAACAUCGGUGCAGUUCGCGCUAAAUGUUAAGUCAAAGCUCCAGGUUCAGGGUCUAUCAAAGAGCUAGGUAUUACGGACUACGGCUCCUAGGAAAAUUCUUUUGUACUCUUCCAUCUAGCCAGGAUAACUUAUAUCCGCAAAUUCAAGUAAUAAUGUUUCUGCUGGUGCAGUACGGACUCUAUCUUCACUCAUCCCCGGCUUUAUCAUUUGCUUUCCCAUCUCUCUUGAAGUUCUUCUCGUAACAAUGAUCGAUCAAUGACUAAUGGAUCAGGGCGACGCUGAUCUGCCUUGGUGUUCAAUUUCCGAAUCUAUGGAACCCCCUGGCACUGUGGAUACAGUUCAUCGAGAUAGCUAUCUC